Molecule: messenger RNA, 2213 nt
Organism: Nicotiana tabacum (common tobacco)
Lineage: Eukaryota; Viridiplantae; Streptophyta; Magnoliopsida; Solanales; Solanaceae
Product: E3 ubiquitin-protein ligase RGLG3
Biological process (GO): protein ubiquitination
Cellular component (GO): nucleus
Molecular function (GO): ubiquitin-protein transferase activity
Source: RefSeq, a predicted model, not a curated record
UGUGUGUGUGUGUGUACAAACUUACUUUUAUGAAGUGGGUUGGUGAAUUCCAGCCUCACCAUCCAUCAAUGCACGAAUUUCUUAGACUCUACGUGUGAGGCGUGCCAAUUAGUAACCCAAGAUUCCAACAUUUAUGAACCACUCUAAGAGGAAUAUUUUUAUGUGUUGCUAAAGGAAUGAUUUUUCUCUCGCUUUUGGCAUAGCAAACCCCAGUGGGAGGUAUUCACGACGAGCUAUUAGCUCUAUGAUAGAGUGCUAGAGUUUGUUCACUAUGCUUAAUGGUGUCUGCUGUAAGGGGAUGUUCAAAAGGAAUUAUUGAACUCGAUCAGAAGUUUGGGUUAAGGCACAAUGCUAUGUGCUUGGAACUUCUAUUUCUUUAGAAGCAUGUUGCUGUUAUGUUAUUACCCAAAGCUCCAAAAACCUGUUUAUUAUUAUCAAUAUCAAUCCUAAAAAUGAGUUUCAUGUACAUGGAGCGAGUUUUUGAUUUCACACUUAUAGUUUCAUGGGCUCUAGAAAUACAUCCGCUUUUCUAAUUAGUAUGGAGUUGUGAAUACAAUUCAAAUCACUGGUAUAUAAUAUAGCUCAUCAUAGUGUCUUUGCAGAGCUCUUAAUAUCGUUGAAUAUAUUCAUACAUAAUGGGGAAUCAAGAGUCUGCCUUAAAUGACGCUCACAGUGAUUAUUAUCACCACAGCCCAGAACAUGUAAGAAAUGAAAAUGGCUCCAAUCCUCAAUAUCAACCUAUUACUCAUGCAGAAAGCUCCACGGAUUCUAAUUAUCGAGCUCAAGUUACAUCACAUGCCGGAGGUUCAGAUAGAGCGAACUUUCAAAGAAACCAGCAAGCCUCUUACAUAGCUGAUAACUAUAACUCUUUGGAUGAGGUUAUUACCGCGUUGCGAGAAGCAGGCCUUGAAUCGUCAAACUUGAUUCUUGGCAUUGAUUUCACCAAAAGCAAUGAGUGGACAGGAAAGCAUUCAUUCAACAGAAGAAGCCUUCACUCAGUUGGUCACACAGCUAACCCAUACGAGCAAGCCAUCUCUAUAAUUGGGCGAACUUUGUCUCCUUUUGAUGAGGACAACUUGAUACCUUGUUUUGGAUUUGGUGAUGCAACCACACACGAUCAGCACGUGUUUAGCUUUUACCCUGAUCAUCGCCCUUGCCAUGGAUUUGAGGAAGCUCUUGCAAGAUAUAAGGAAACUGUUCCUUAUCUGAAAUUAUCAGGUCCAACUUCAUUUGCCCCAAUAGUCAACGCCGCAAUAGAUAUAGUGGAAGCAAAUAAUGGGCAGUACCAUGUCCUUGUCAUUAUUGCAGAUGGACAGGUAACAAGGAGAACUGACACUCCACCUGGAAGCCUUAGCCCUCAAGAACAGGCUACUGUAAAUUCUAUUGUUGCUGCUAGUGAAUAUCCUCUUUCAAUUAUUCUGGUCGGUGUUGGAGAUGGCCCGUGGGAUGAAAUGCAACGGUUUGAUGAUAACAUUUCCCAACGGGCAUUUGAUAACUUCCAGUUCGUCAAUUUUACAAAAAUCAUGUCUGAGCGUUCAGCGAUGGAAAAGAAGGAAACAGCCUUUGCUCUUGCCGCACUCAUGGAAAUUCCGAUUCAGUACCGAGCCACACAAAGGCUUCAAUUCAGAGAAAGCAAAAGAGGCCCUCGGACAAGGCCACUUCCUCCUCCUCGUGAAGUAAUUGAUCAUGACAGUGCAGUCAAAUCAUUGCCACAUGCGACAAGCUAUGAACCUGCUGACUCUGGAGCUGCAGAAAGAGAUUGUCCCAUUUGCUUGACAAACCCAAAGGACAUGGCUUUUGGAUGUGGUCAUCUGACAUGCAAGGAGUGUGGUGUCACAAUAACAACGUGUCCUUUAUGCCGAGAGCCCAUUACAACUCGCAUAAGACUGUACGGCUAGAUGCACAGAACUAUCUCCUGAACUACCGAAAAUCCGCAGUUUCUCCGGGAUGUCAACUAAAGACGAUAUUCCGGAGGUGUAAACUUUCCUUGUGCCUUGAAGAAGAGCCCUCAGGUUGUCGUCAUAUCAUAGCUGAUGUGAAAUAUAUCAAAACUGUAAAUGAGCUGUAACCUAUGUAUAGCUUAUCUAGAAUUCUUCACCUGUCCUAUUUUUUGUUUGUGCACAUUUUUAGUACCUAUUUAGCAAAAUGUACAUAACUAAAUGUAUGAGAGACUUCUAUGUUGAUACUUGAUAUUCUUGUCACUGAUUCUGUUA